Messenger RNA from Oikopleura dioica, 2463 nucleotides. The record is from the annotation of a GenBank genome assembly. NCBI's taxonomy places the organism in Eukaryota, Metazoa, Chordata, Appendicularia, Copelata, Oikopleuridae.
AUGAAUCAAUUCAGUUUCUCAAUCAGAAACUUCUACCAAAACGGACAGCAGCUUAUCGCUUUACAUAAACAUCUCAUUGAGACUAGUCACUUGAUCCGACCGAUCAGGAGCGAAGAUAGAGGACUUUCUACGGUCGACAUAAAACAACCAAAAAGAGAAAAAAAGAACAAGAAGAAAAAAAAUAAAUUGAAGAUAAAGAACGCCUGUGAAAAUAUGUCAGAACGGCGUAAAGUGGAAGACAUGUUUCAAAACUGCGAUAUUCCAAUGUCGAUGUCAAAGGUGAUGCUUCGAGCAAAUACAGCUGAUACAACUGAUACGGUUACAGUUAUCUGUGAAAAUGGAGACAAGAGCGAAGAAUCGCCUUUUAAAAAAAGACGAAAGAGAUCCUUUUCGACAGAGUUCUUUCUUCGUGCACGACAGUGGCGAGAUGUGGCGGAGUUUGAACGGAAAGAGCUGCUCAAGGUUCGAGUCUACAGAAGUCUACGGCAAGCUAGCGCGGCAUUACUGGCUGUUGCUGUUAUUACAGUAGUAUUCAGCAUACUGGACAUAGAACUCAACUACAAAGAAAAGGGCGACAUCGUGGGAGUGGUUGAAGACACCUGCGUCGUAAAAAAUCCUGGAUGCCAAUUUUCAUGGAACGAAAAUGCAACUCAAAAUAGCUCGAUCCUCGAAAACAAUCCCGGGCAACAGACAAAACGACACUUUUUCAAAGCACUGGCUUUUGCAGUCAGAGUCACAAUUUCCGUCUUGACGGUUUUGACCGUCGGCUUGAUUUGGUGGUACUCCGAGUUAGAGAGAAGACUUCUUGUUGUCAGGCAUCAUCUUUCGGACUCAGUGAACUUAUUCUUCUCCCCUCUUGCUGGAGCACUUUAUGCAGAACUGAUAUUAUGCGUCAUUCACUUACCGCCAGGAUUCCCGAAAUUUUUUCCGACAGAAAUGCAGCUUGUUACUUUUGCGAGGCUUUAUCAUAUCGUCAAGUACAUGCGAGAACACCACCCGAUGCGAUAUCAUCGAAUGACCGAGAUUCUCAAAACGGUUGCUUCGGUGAAGCUGUCUUCAACCUUUCUUCUGAAGAGCUACUUUCUAAAGAAACCGCUUCCCAUGUUAAUGGCGCUUUACUUAUUCAACGUAUUUGCCGUCGGAUACAUUGUUUUUGCCCUCGAGCGACUUCGCGGAAAAUGCAUGGAGUACACGGAUGUUGUUUGGAUGAUGGGAGUAACAAUCACAAAUCUCGGUUUUGGAGAUUUCACUCCUUGCUACUGGCUCUCUAGAAUCAUCAUCUCGCUUCUGUCUCUCUUGGGAAUAUUUCAAACUGCUUUGAUCGUUGGAGUUUUAUCAGAUACGCUGGUGAUUCCGCCGGAUGAGAAGAGGAUUUUGGCAUCCGUAGAAAAACAACGUGCUGAUCAGAUUCGUCGGCACGCCGCUGCAAAACUCAUUCAAGCGACUUGGCGAUUCUACCAGCGUCAAAAAGACCGCGACAACGAAGGAGGAAACGGAUUCGCCCGAAGAAUGACUUUUACCAAAUAUCGACUCCGUCGACACGCGCACAAAUCAUAUGUCGACGCUCUCUGGCAAUGGCGACGUGUGAAAACGUCGACGGAAACCGUCGGUCAAUCGUUGGAAAAAGAGUUUUUGGUCGAUGACACAGCGAUAACGACGACGUAUAUUUCCAGAAAACUUGAUGCGCUUGAAAAAAUGGUCAGAAAAGGAGGCAACUCGACUCCGGUCAAUGAAAAUAAUACAAAACUUAAAAGAAUAUCUCCGCUUUCAACUAUCUGCGAGGGCAGAUCCCGCAUAAGGCGCUUAUGGCUGUCGGCAGGAAGAAAUGCCCUGAAUUCAAAAUUCAAGGGAAAGACAAAAGCUGUCAACGGGAAAAUCAAGGAUAAGAGUGCACUUUGCUCCGAAGCACCGUCCAAAAAUGGAUCGAUCAGGAAGAAAGCCAGUAGUCCUGUCUCUUUGAUGGACAAGCUAAAGAGCUUAAAAACCAAUCAAGUGGAAAACUCAAACGAUGACAACUCCCAUUCCCACUCCAACUCCCAUCGUCAUCCGGAAACGAUCUCCUCUGAGAUCUCCUCACCUGACCUAUCCCGUGAUCAGGAAAAAAGGGAGAGACAACAAUCGAAUAUAAUUCUGCAAGAUCAUCUGAUAGGAAAAUUGAGCAAUCAGAUCAAAGGGCUCGAGGAGAAACAAGAAGUCGUGAAGCAAGAAAUCAGCAGUAUUAAAUCGCUGCUGGCGGCGCUGAGAGAAGUUGCAACAGACUCAACGAUCGAUUCUGGUGAGACCUUUUCGAGUAAUCCAGAGUCCGACCAAGAUCGAAAAAUCGAUGUAAAUAAAACUGACAGUUGGAAUCGCAGCGUCUCUUACGGCUCCUGCACCUUUCCUCAAAAUGUUUCCUUCGAAGUCACCGAAGAGGAUCACCAGCAACGAACGAGGAGGAACGCAUUCAUCGGCGUUUCACCUUGA